AUGUGGAAGGAAGAAGUAGGCAGACUUAGUAAAGAAGAUAUCAUCUUUAAAAUCUUGAAAUUGUCUAUAGAAAAAGUUCUUAACAAUGAAGAAAUUCAGCUCAAGCCCCAGGUGCACAUGUUCCAAAGGUGGGCUGCUGUUCUUGGUCAAAACAGUAUGGUUGAUGGGAAUGUGGAACUGGAUACAUCAAAAAUAGACAAGGGAGCCCUCUUAGGACAUGGAUCCAGUGGAGUGUUGAAUUAUGCAGCUGCGUCAAAUAUUUACAUACAAACUCUGUAA
This is a messenger RNA of Orycteropus afer afer, 279 nucleotides long. The record is from RefSeq and is a predicted model, not a curated record. NCBI's taxonomy places the organism in Eukaryota, Metazoa, Chordata, Mammalia, Tubulidentata, Orycteropodidae.